AUGCAGCCUCACUAUCGCGGAAAUAACCCGGGCUACGAACUCCCACCGGUGCAGUCAGUGACGUCGGGCGCAUUCCCGGCUCCUGCGGCCCUGCUUUCCGCUCCGCCGAGCAGACCAAACAGUGGUAUGCAAAUGGCUCAUCUAUUACAACCUAUGCAGCAACUAGCUGCACCAGCAACAUCACCCUACCAGCGCUUCUAUGACUCUGCUUCAGGUUCUCCCGCCGAGAGUGGUGCGCUCCCCGAUCCGCCGCCAAUGGGUUCAGCUCCUCUCUACCAAACCAGCCCCGUCGGCCAUGGCCAACCGACCCCCGCGCAAUUACAGCAAAAGCGCGCAUAUCGCCAGCGUAGAAAAGAUCCUAGCUGCGAUGCCUGUCGCGAACGCAAGGUUAAAUGUGACGCUUCCGAAUCAUCCAGUUGCACCGAAUGUAACAAUCGCAGGGUCCGCUGUCAAUUUACCAAGGAGACCAACCGUCGCAUGUCGUCUAUCAAGCAAGUUCAGGAUUUAGAGAAACAGCUGCAAAACACCAAGCAGCAAUUACAGCAUCUACAGACUGGAAUGAUGCGACCGGAUCGCAUGGUUGAUGUCGAUGAAGGCGUGCCGCAGCCGAUGAUCAAGUUGCCUGAGAUCGAGUACCGCCCUGUGCGUCGGUCAAAGGCGCCUAUUGCUCAGGAUUUUUCUGACGUGCGCUCUAAUCUCCGCCACUAUGGACGUGGCAUUUUCAAAGUGCCGACCCCUUACCGCGCGCAGGGUGCGGAGUCACUGGUAACGGGUAAUGCGCCGGAUCUGCCGCCAAAGAACUUGGCAGACCACCUGUUGGCGCAAUACUUUAAUUGUGUUCACUCGGUGUUGCCAGUGCUUCACUGGCCCACCUUCACUGCGGAGUAUGACAAAGUCUAUCGGUCGGGCUCAUUACUAGGAGUCUCGAAUGUAUGGGCGGCUGUUCUGUUUGGUGUAUUUGCCUGUGGUGCUAUCCAUACAACAGAGCCAAACCGCGAAGAGGAAGGCAAGAAAUACAUUCGCACAUCAUGUGGAAUUAUCGAUGUCUGGCAUGAUAGCUUUAACUUGGAUCGGGUUCGGGCUGCUUUGCUGUCAAGCAUCUUUUUGUAUGAGGUCAAUUCAAAGUCGGCCAGCUGGGUGUGGAUUGGUUCCGCCACACGUGUGGCCCAAGAGAUUGGGUUGCACAUCGACUCCGGACCAUGGCCUGCCGUCGAAGGCGAGAUGCGGAAACGCGUUUGGUGGGGGGUAUACGCCUGGGAUAGACUACUCGCGCUCGAGAUGGGAAAGCCGGUACUGAUCAAUGACCAAGACUGCGAUAUCGAUCUACCAUGUCCGGUGGACGAACAAUACAUCACAGAAGGAGGCAAGACCCCGGACAACCAACAAACCACACCAUUACUAGCAACUAUUCACGUCGUCCGCUCAAUCGGCCAACUCACCCGCACCCUUCGCUCAGCAACCAUCAGCUCAGCGACCCUCGAAACCUUCGAACUCCAUUUCAACACCUGCCUCGCAACCUUCCCAUCUCAAUUCCACCCCAAAACCGACCAAGACCUCGACCCCCGCUCCCUCGCCCCGGUUAUCUACCUCCAAAACGCCCGCCUCCUCCUCCACCGCCACAACAUCUCCCCCUUCUGCCCAGAUAUCGUCCGUGCCUCUGCAAUGGACUACUGCGUCUCUACAGCCCUCGACACAGCCAAUAUUCUCGCCCGCUGUACACGCAAUUACCCAACUCACCCCACCCCCGGCAACGACCCACGUGCCCUCUUCGCCUCCUGUGCCGGCUCCAUCCUCUGCACCCACAUCUGGCGCUGCAGCCUGCUCCUUCUGUUCCGCGCCGAAUACGCUGGCGCCCUCGCUUGCGUGCAAGCCCUCGUCUCCAUCGGCGACACGCGCACCGCGAACGCCGCCUGCGGCCGCUACCUCGCCUUCUUCUUGCGGCGUCUGCUCUCCCGCAUCCGCGCCGAGGGCCACAUCCCGGAUCUUGACCGCGACGAAGAAAUGUUGGCCUACGUUUCGGGCGAUAUGCAAGGCACCAGCGAUGGCAGCUGGGUCUGGCACGGCUCCGAGACGGGCUCGCAGCUCGAGGGCAUGGGGCACAGGACGACGCCGAAUCCCGCCGGCAGGCCGGAGACGGACACGGAUGAGGAGUGGGAGGGGUGGGAGUGGAUUGAGAAAGUUGUUCACGAUAUGUUCUCCGAGCAGCAUCGGCUGGAGUAUCCGGUCCCUGUUCAGGCGAAGCAGGAUGUCUCUGCCUCUGCUCUUGCGCCGGAACCGGCGUCUACGGAUAGGCGGUCGAGUUCCGCGCAUUCACGCAUGACGAUUGCUAGCAUUAUUUAA
This is a messenger RNA of Penicillium soppii, 2340 nucleotides long. RefSeq names its product transcription factor domain-containing protein. The transcript has a single exon. The coding region runs from base 1 to 2340 and encodes 779 amino acids. The record is from RefSeq and is a predicted model, not a curated record. Gene Ontology annotation, biological process: regulation of DNA-templated transcription; DNA-templated transcription. Gene Ontology annotation, molecular function: DNA-binding transcription factor activity, RNA polymerase II-specific; DNA binding; zinc ion binding. NCBI's taxonomy places the organism in Eukaryota, Fungi, Ascomycota, Eurotiomycetes, Eurotiales, Aspergillaceae.